CUUCCAAGAUUCAACUCCCGCUCAAUCUCCAAACCCAUCGACAAUUCCGAGCCAGAAUUUGACGCAGAAUUUGCGUGCUGAUCGCCGGAAGAUGCCUUCGCCUUUCCAUGGCUUAACCGCCGCGUUCGACUUGUCUCUUCCGCCGCUUAUUUUCGGCAAUUGAUUCAUUAGUUUUAAAAACGAUCGUCAUUGUCUCUUGAAUUCAUCACACAUUCAUUGGCCGUCGAGUUAACUACAAUUGCAUGAGUGAUCGAUCAGUCAUUGCAACGUCCGUCACUACGUAGAGUACAAAUGGGGGACCACGCCGCAAAUGUGUGUGCAGGUCUUCUACUUAUGUAUUAAUAUUGUCGUCGUUUUGUGAAAAUCGUUCGCCGAAUAGGAUGACGACAUUGGAGAGCGGACAUGGAAUUUUUGGUCGGGGCAAGCGGAAUGAGACCGCCUUCCGAGAGUAUUGAAGAGUGUGGUGUCUGUUGUGAAGGUGGAGUUGGAGCAUGAUAUCGAGUAACCAGAUUGUCAGGAGUAUGGAUGGAUAGGGUUUUGGCGGGGAAUCAGUUGUUGCGAGUCAGGAGAUUGAUGAUUUUGGAUCUAUCUCUUUUAAUGUAGAAUACUUCUGAUCACGUAGAGCUGGAUUGACACGAACGAAUGGAGUGCACUUUACCAAUUGCAGUGUUUUUUUUCAAAAGCUUGCAGAGGAGAAUUGCUGUGUCUUUACAAAGUGUGCAGAAAUUGUAAAGUCUUACGACAGCUGGUGCAGGGUUGAUUUAGCGACUUCCGAUGCGUGAGGUUUUGAAACGGUGAUGUUAUAGAACGGUAUGCAGCGUCGCGUUUCAGUUGACCAGGUUUGUAGUUGGGGAGAUUUUGUGCGACGCACUGUUAUUUUAUCGCUUUUCAUGGUUACCAUUGUUCUAAUUGGAUUUUAUAACGUUCAUCCAUUGCUGAAGCUGCUGUCGAAUGGAGUAUACGUCUUCGUGAUAAAUAUGUUGGCAGUGAGGAUUGAUCGGGAAACAUCGAUGUUUGCAUUUUCUUAGAAUGCCCAGCACAAUUUUAUUUUAUUUUAUUUUAUAUUUUUUCUCGUGUACUUCAGUUAAACCUCUCACAAACUAAGCGAAGGUUGAACCCUUGCUCCUCAACUUGGGAGCAUGAGCAUUAGAGUCUAUAACAGAUUGACGAUAUUUACGGUAGAAAAAGAAUUGAUUCACACGAGAUUGUGUUUGUAGAGUGUCAUGCCAAAUUUCCAAAGUCAAUAGCCGAACUGACCGGAGUCUCGGAGGAAAAUGGGAGCUUUCCUAGACAAUUAAGAUAUUGUUUCUGAAACUCAGAUGCACACACAUGAAGCGAUGGACAAUCUCCAUUCACAGUCUGGACCCUCGAAUUCCCGGAGUCCAUACCAUUCUCCCCACUCGGGACAAGGUGAAGUAGGAAAGGCUCCGCCAAACAAUUUUGGAUGUUCGAGCAUGUCCGGGAUGUCGAGCCGAACAAGCCCUCUAGGGGCGAACAAGACAGUGGCCUUUAGCAGACUGCCUGGUGAAGGCCCCGCUGCAAGCUCCCUCACUAGAACGGGUCCGGGAUGUGGACAUAAUGCUGGACCUGUUGGUCAACAUCAGUCGACGCUUCGAGCUGGACCCCGGCUGCGGGCGGAAGGUUUGAUGGUGCCUCCAGCUUCUGAUGCGGCCACUUUACGUCGCCAGGUGGCUGCUUUGCAAAUGGAUCUAGACGCUCACAUUGACGGUGAGCAACGGUUGCAAAGUAUCAAUCAACAGCUUCGUGAAAGGCUGGAGCUUUACAUGAAGCAGAAUCAUGAAAAUGUGGAGAGAGCUGAGAGCGAGUUGAACACUCUUCAUGAAGAUAUGGAACAGACUCUUGAGCUGCAGCGGCGAUUAGCUCAAAGGGCAACUGGCCUUGAAAAAGAGAAAAAGGACAUAGAGAAUCUUCUACAAGUAAGAGUAUUAGAGUUUGAAUGUGAGAGAACCGCUCUGCAAAAUCGCAUCCAGAACAUGGGUGAAGAUUUGCGGACUAAGGCUGAAGCUCAGGAGAAAGUAAAUCACCUCCAGGUGGAACUGUCAUCCACUCUAGAAGUGAAGGCCCAACUGGAGGAACAACUUUCAAAGAUAGCGGAGGAAACUUUUUUCUUAGAGAAGAAAGCUGAUGAUUAUAGUAGAGAGCUUCAAGAACUGCUUUCAAAGGAGCAAUGGGAUCAAAAAUUGGAUAGAAUGGGAAGAAGAGCAAUGACACGUCGAGCCUUCUCAAAUUAUCAAAACGGAGUCAGGGAGCAAUGCAUUGACAGAGCGAACAUGGUACGAGCCAUUAGCAAGCACAAACAUACCGGUUGCAAGAAGGUUUUUUACUUGUUGCGGAUGGCCACUUGUCGCUCAUGCAUACUACGUCAACUAAAUGUAGCUCAAUGCCAGGCAGCAUUUUGUACAUCCUGGGAAAAAUGGAAGCUGAGCAUGGUAUCUGAACGCAAUUAUCGUAUCUAUUUAGAGAAGCAAUCAAAACGUGCAGUGACUAAUGCAAUGCAAGCAUGGAUGGCCUAUAUCCUCCAUGUUCGCCUCAGUCCAGAGCGAUAUGUAAUGGCGUUGAAUUAUUGGCAUCAGAGAUGCCUGCAGAAUUGCUUUCGCAAAUGGUUACAGGUUCUCCGUUUCUGGAAGUUUCCGCCGAAAGAAGAGAAGGUUCACAUGGAAAAAGCUUCGAGGCACCACAUUAAAACUUCUUUAUGUCGGUAUCUUGUCUCGUGGCAAGGCUGGCUUACAACGUAUGCGCGACCAAAGAAGCUGAAAUUUGCAGUCGUGCAGGCACACAUCGAUAAAAUGACAAUGAAGCAAAUUGUAGCUGCAUGGCGAUGUAUGCUUCAUGUCAAAUGGGUUUCCCGCCUAAAAAAUGAUGAAGCAACCAGUUUUAGGAAAAACUGGUGCUUAAGACGCUUUUCUGCCAGGUGGCGACAACACACAAUUGAAAUUAAAACCUUCAAGUUACGCAAUUCUCAAGCCAUGGAAUAUAGAGCACACAGACUAAAGCACUUAGCACUCCAGUGCUGGCGCAAUUUUAUGCAGCAUCAGAUGCACAUGCAAAUUUACAAGCAAAUGGCUUUCCGGCAGUAUCUUCGCUCUCUUGCCAUCAUGAGUAUUCGAACUUGGAGAGAGAAUGUCAAUUACAAGAAGGCACAACACAAAGCCACAACAGAAGUAAAUCAAGCGCUAACAAGGGCAGCUAUGGUAUUUUGGCGAGACUAUCAUGUGUACAAAUCCAUAAAGAAAAAGCAGGAAUUCAGGGCUGUGACAUAUAGAAACAGGAGGCAGAAAAAGCUUGCAAAAGUGAUAUUGAAGUGGUGGUGGGAGCGAAUUGCAUGGAAGCGUAAGGCCAGCCAGUUGGACUGCUUAUUAACAACUCGUCGCUGUCGGACUGUACUUUUCCAAAUUCUGCACGCUUGGAUGCAUGCAACUGUUGAUGGCCUUCUGUUAGCAAAUUCUAAAUAUCAGGAGGAUAUUUUGGAAGUGCAGUCACAGUUUCAAGAACAGAAACAUCAGUUGACCACAGUGGACAUGGAGAACCUUCAACUGAUUGAUCGCCUCCACAUAAUAUCAUCGGAAAUAGCGGUUCUGAAGACCUCAGUUUAUGACAAGAAGAAACUAGAGAAGGAUCUUCAUCGUUCCUUAGAGGAUGGUACCAUGCUUGAAAUUUCGAUGCGUGGCGAAAUUGAGCAAAAGCAGUCACACAACGAGGAGCUCGAAUUUGAGAUUCAUAGCCUCAAGAAAAAGCUUCAAAUGAAGAAUGCAGAGGACACUGCCGAAGAAGUUCACCAUACCUUAGAACUACAAAACUUGAAACAGGCUCUUAAAGAUCUUCGCACCCAAUUGGUUGAAAAAACUUCUCAAGUUGAUUCUUAUGCCAAGGCUUUAAAAGAAACAGCUGAGAGACUUGAAGGGGCCUCUGAUGAGUCCCAUGAGAAACUCACAAGCGCUUUUGCGAUUGCUGGAUCGUUGAGGAAACUUUUGGAGGACCGAGAGAGCCAAUUUGCCACUUUAGAAGGAAAUUGCCGGAGGCGUGAGUUGGAGUUAGAAGAGGUGCAACGCAAGUUAGCAGUGGCCAACUGCACUUUGAGUGAAACAGUUGAAAGUAGAGACAAUCGAGUUCGAGAGCUGGAGAGCAUGCUUUGCAAUAAGCAGCAAGAGGUGCAAAAAGUGCGACAGAGAUUACAAGACCUAGAGGUAUCCAUGGAUACCAAAGAAGGCAGUGUACGAAGAUUGGAGUUUGAGCUAAAGCUAAUGACUGAACAAAAUGCCCUGAAGUCGAGAACGUUUGGUCCAAGUUCAACCUCCUUGUCUGCAACACCACAGUUAUAUCCCGAUGCGGGUGCUCACCCACAAGGAGGCUUGUACUCUCUCCAAAUUAACGAGUUCAAAAGCCAAUUCGGUGAUGCCUCGACCGCACUACAACAACAGAAACUGCGCCAAAGUGCUCGUGCUACCUCGGGAGCAGUAGGAGACGCAAUGAUGCAAACAGAGCGAUCAUGUAAUGAAUGUGCAGUGCAACCUCUAACUACAUUUGCCGAAGACGGCCAACGGGAGGAUGCGCCAACUGGUGAAGGUGUAGUUCCAGGAUCCGUAUCCGGCAUAUCCGACUGCGUCAAAUCUCAACCUUGUCAAGGCACAGAUGCUAAACAUUUUCUUCUGAACUCAUCAGACUCGGCUGAGGGUGUGGCCUUGCAGAUUUUGCCAUUCCAAGAAGCAGAAUCUCUUUCAUCGCCGCACAUGGGUUUGUCAUCUGGGGCACAGGAGCGAGUGCUUGUGGAUUCGAGUAGUGAAAUGGGCUUGCAGCUAAGCGAACCUGUGUUUCUGGGUCAAGAAAGCCGUUCAGCGGUGUUGCAGCAGAGAGGGAAUAUAUCGCAACCUGAUCAGGAGACGGCGUUUGCUCUUGUGUCGAUGACGAGGCCUAAAACACUAGGGCAUAUUACAGAUCAGCCUGGAUUUAUGACGGAUGGGAGUGAACCUGAAACGCAACUCCAACUUGAACGCAGGGGCGACGUUGGGAGUGGAGGUGAAGGGAUGUCGAUGCAAACAUUGAGAGAAGGUCCAUACCGUAUAAUUUUGGAUGAUGAUCCCAAUGUGGUUGACAGCCUGCACCUUGAAAUUCAGCGUUUGCAAGACCGAAUCAUGAGCCGAUUGCGAGACUCCACUGCGGAUGUUCAUGAUUCUUCGGAUCCAAGUGGCUCCGGAACAACAUCGUCUAGACCUCUUCCAGGAGCAGAUCUCAGUUCCGGAACAUCGGGUUUCGACAAGUGAUGAAAGUCAUUAUUGCCUAUCGCAUCUAUCUUUUGCUCUGAUUUUAUGACAGUCCGAAGCUCUGUUUGUCCCUCUGCACCAGCGUCAGUGGAACUACCAAGUCCAUUGUCCCGUUCCGGUUUUAUUUAAUUGAAAUAAUACGCCUUUGGAGUUAGCUUGUGUGAGGCUUAGGUCUCUGAUGCUCUAGGUAUUGUACAGGCAGUGGAAAAACCUCUUAGAGAAUUAAAGCCAAAUGGCAAACAUGAAAAGAAAACUAUCGACAAGGCAAUUUGAGCCGUGAGCGUAUAUGACAUCUACAUGUUGGGGAAGUUUGAAUGUUCUUAGGAAACCAGAGGAUAUCCUCUUGUUGCUUGCCGUGGUGUGUCUGAAACAAUGAAUGGUACUCCUUGGAUUGAAUGGAUUGUUAGAAUUU
This is a messenger RNA of Physcomitrium patens, 5691 nucleotides long. Lineage: Eukaryota; Viridiplantae; Streptophyta; Bryopsida; Funariales; Funariaceae. The record is from RefSeq and is a predicted model, not a curated record.